ACUUCCGGAACGGAUUGUGUUUUGUUUUUUUCGAUGAAUAAUUCACCUUCCUGCUUAGAAGACUACCUUGUCAGGUGUGCUUGAAGCCCAUGGAGAGAAUGCCAAGAGUGUGCAAAGCAGUAAUCGGAGCAAAAGGAGGAAAUUGAAGUGAAGCCUUCCGAGCAGAACACCGGGACAGUGAGCGGGUCAUCAGGCAGUCUCCUUAUGUCAGGCCGAAACGGGUCUGCAAGUGAUGCAGACUGCCGGAUCUCAGAGGACUGUCAGGUCCCGGAUGUGGAGCUGAUGGAGCUGGGGCCGCUGCUGGAGGAGGGAGGGGUUCAGCAGUCCGCUUCCAAAGGCAUGCAUCUAGAGGGAGCGGACAUGCUGGCGGACGAGGAGGAGGAGGGUGACGACGUGGGAGAGGUCCUGACCUUGCCGCUUCAGGCGCACCACGCCAUGGAAAAGAUGGAAGAGUUUGUACACAAAGUCUGGGAGGGGCGCUGGAGAGUCAUUCCCUUCCAUGUCCUGCCAGAGUGGCUCAAGGACAACGAUUACCUCCUUCAUGGACAUCGGCCUCCCAUGCCUUCAUUCCGGGCCUGCUUCGGAAGCAUCUUCAGAAUUCACACCGAGACCGGGAACAUUUGGACUCAUCUGUUAGGGCUGAUCCUGUUCCUGUGUCUGGGCACGCUAACCAUGUUGCGGCCCAACAUGUAUUUCAUGGCGCCGCUACAAGAGAAAGUGGUGUUCGGCAUGUUCUUUCUGGGAGCUGUGCUCUGCCUCAGUUUCUCCUGGCUUUUCCAUACCGUCUACUGCCACUCUGAGAAAGUGUCCCGCACCUUCUCCAAGCUUGACUACUCAGGCAUCGCCCUCCUCAUCAUGGGCUCCUUCGUGCCCUGGCUGUACUACUCCUUCUACUGCUCUCCUCAGCCUCGACUUAUCUACCUCACCGUUGUUUGCGUACUCGGCAUUGCCGCCAUCAUCGUGGCCCAGUGGGACCGCUUUUCCACACCUCGACACAGACCCACCAGAGCAGGUGUGUUCAUGGGCCUGGGACUCAGCGGCAUUGUUCCCACCAUGCACUUCACCAUUGAGGAGGGCUUUGUGAAGGCCACCACAGUGGGCCAGAUGGGUUGGUUCUACCUGAUGGGGGCCAUGUAUAUCACUGGUGCUGGUCUGUAUGCAGCCAGGAUCCCCGAGCGCUACUUCCCUGGGAAGUGUGACAUAUGGUUCCACUCCCACCAGAUCUUUCACGUCCUGGUGGUGGCGGCGGCCUUCGUCCACUUCUACGGCGUCUCCAACCUGCAGGAGUUCCGCUACGGCCUGGAGGGAGGAUGCACGGACGACUCUCUGCUCUGAGAGGCCAGACUGUGACUUCUCCUUUCCUUUAUAGCCACACACACACACACACACACACACACAGUAAAAUGCUGCUGGAUGUCCUUCUAGUUACCUUUCGAUCCUUAUCUACGUCUAAUUUGCUCACGGCGGGUGUGAGGGUUUGGGGGAGUUAUUUUCUUUUCUUACCUUGGCUUAUUUUUGCUCCAAUGAAGUAGCAUUAACUCGCCAACAAGCACUCUGAGGGGCCCUCAACAGGGGCCUCCCUUCGUCAGUAAUAAAACUUGAAAGUUGCAUCCCCAUGUCAAGUCAGCCGAAAUGCAAGAUAGGCGAAGUCCGCCUGCAUGUGACAGGCGCUAACAGGAUAUCGUCGCCAGUAGAACCGAUCAUUCUGUCCGGGCCAGAGGAAGAAUGUACGGUCUGAUGUUUUAACGCCACUCCAGGGGCCACACGUGUAGGAGUAUGAUGUCGGUGCGGGUAUACCGGAUGUGUUAUUGUUUUAGUGCUAACAAUUGUGCAGUCUAUUACCACUCCCCGGUAAGCCCGCUAGAAAUCCUACUAAAUCACUUCGUCAUGAAGUGUGUACGCUUUUAAAUCAGACCUGGGCAAAUUAAGGCCCGGGGGCCACAUGCGGCCUGACGGAUGUUCCCAAAUAAUGUUUUUCCGAUCUUUAAGAUGGAAAGUGUAGCUGCCAUUAUGAUGUUUUCAAAUGACCAUAUGUCUUGAACUAUACCAGGCCUGGGCAAUUAUUUUGACUCGGGGGCCAAAUUCAGAGACAAAACAGUUGUAUAGGGGCCAGUAUAUCUAUUUUUAGGAACGCUAAUAAAAAAAAAAAAAACUGACAAUAUUGUCUGAUUGAAUGCUAAAAAUGUUAUGACAGAUCGCUUUAGAAAAACAUAAUUUUAAAUGUUUCUAUGAGUGAUAAAGCACUGAAUAUUGACAACAUAUGAACGUCACACCCCCUCUCCAUCCAAAUAUUUAAAGUUUUGAAAAAAAAGUGUUUGGGGGUCGGUAUAUCUAUUUUUAGAAACGCUAAUAUAAAAAAACCUGGCAAUAUUGUGUGAGUGAAUGCUAAAAAUGUUAUGAAGGAUCGCCUUAAAAAACUUUAUUUUAAAUUUUUCUAUGAGUGAUAAAGCACUGAAUAUUGACAACAUAUGAAUGUCACACCCCCUCUCCAUCCAAAUAUUUAAAAUUUCGAGAAAAAAAAUGUCUUGGGGUCGGUAUAUCUAUUUUUAGGAACGCUAAUACAAAACCUGACAAUAUUGUCUGAUUGAAUGCUAAAAAUGUUAUGAUAGAUCGCCUUAAAAAAACAUGGUUUUACAUUUUUCUAUGAGUGAUAAAGCACUGAAUAUUGACAACAUAUGAACGUCACACCCCCUCUCCAUUCAAAUAUUCAAAAUUUCGAGAAAAAAGUUUCUGGAGAUCGGAAUAUCUAUUUUUAGGAACGCUAUUAAAAAAAAUGGACAAUAAUUUCUGAUUGAAUGCUAAAAACAUUAUGACACACCGCCUUGAAAACGGAAUUUUAAAUGUUUCUAUGAGUGAUAAAGCACUAAAUAUUGACAACAUAUGAACGUCAAUCCCCCUCUCCAUCCAAAUAUUUAAAAUUUCAGAAAAAAAAGUGUCUGGGUUGUCGGUAUAUCUAUUUUUAGGAACGCUAAUAAAAAAUAAAAAAAACUGACACUAUUGUCUGAUUGAAUGCUAAAAAUGUUAUGACAGAUCGCCUUAAACGUAAUUUAAAAAUGUUCUAUGAGUGAUAAAGCACUAAAUAUUGACAACAUAUGAAUGUCACACCCCCUCUCCAUCCAAAUAUUAAAAAUUUCGAGAGAAAAAAAAGUGUCUGGGGGCCAGUAUAUCUAUUUUUAGGAACGCUAAUACAAAACCUGACAAUAUUGUCUGAUUGAAUGCUAAAAACGUUAUGACAGACCGCAUUAAAAUACUUAAUUUUAAAUGUUUCUAUGAGUGAUAAAGCCCUGAAUAUUGACAACAUAUGAACGUCACACCCCCUCUCCAUCCAAAUAUUUAAAAUUUCGAGAAAAAAAGUGUCUGGGGGCCAUAUAUCUAUUUUUAGAAAUGCAAAUAUUAAAAAAAACUGACAAUAUUGGUGUGAGUGAAUGCUAAAAACAUUAUGACAGAUCGCCUUAAAAAACAUUAUUUUACAUUUUUCUAUGAGUGAUAAAGCACUGAAUAUUGACAACAUAUGAACGUCACACCCCCCCUCCCCAUCCAAAUAUUUAACAUUUCGAGAAAAAAAAUGUCUGGGGGCCGGUAUUUUUAUUUUUAGAAACUCUAAUACAAAAUAUGACAAUAUUGUGUGAUUGAAUGCUAAAUACGUUAUGACAGAUCGCCUUAAAAAAACAUUUUAAAUUUUUCUAUGAGUGAUAAAGCACUGAAUAUUGACAACAUAUGAAUGUCACACCCCCUCUCCAUCCAAAUAUUUAAAAUUUCGAGAAAAAAGUGUCUGGGGGCCGGAAUAUCUAUUUUUAGGAACGCUAAUAAAAAAACAGACAAUAAUGUCUGAUUGAAUGCUAAAAACGUUAUGACACACCGCCUUAAAAAACAGAAUUGUAAAUGUUUUUCUAUGAGUGAUAAAGCACUGAAUAUUGACAACAUAUGAACGUCGGACCCCCUCUCCAUCCAAAUAUUUAAAAUUUCGAGAAAAAAAAUUGCCGGGGGUUCGGUAUAUCUAAUUUUAGGAACGCUAAUACAAAACCUGACAAUAUUGUCUGAUUGAAUGCUAAAACGUUAUGACAGAUCGCCUCAAAAAAACAUAGUUUUAAAUGUUUCUAUGAGUAAUAAAGCCAUGAAUAUUGACAACAUAUGAAUGUCACACCCCCCCUCUCCAUUCAAAUAUUUAACAUUUCGAGAAAAAAGUGUCUGGGGGCCGGUAUAUCUAAUUUUAGGAACGCUAAUUUAAAAAAAAACUGACAAUAUUGUGUGAUUAAAUGCUAAAAACGUUAUGAAAGAUCGCCUUAAAAAACUUUAUUUUAAAUUUUUCUAUGAGUGAUAAAGCACUGAAUAUUGACAACAUAUGAAUGUCACACCCCCUCUCCAUCCAAAUAUUUAAAAUUUCAAGAAAAAAGUGUCUGGGGGCCGGAAUAUCUAUUUUUAGGAACGCUAAUAAAAAAAAUUGACAAUAAUUUCUGAUUAAAUGCUAAAAUCGUUAUGACACACCGCCUUAAAAAACGGAAUUGUAAAUGUUUCUAUGAGUGAUAAAGCCCUGAAUAUUGACAACAUAUGAACGUCACACCCCCUCUCCAUCCGAAUAUUUAAAAUUUCGAGAAAAAAAAUGUCUGGGGGCCGGUAUUUUUAUUUUUAGAAACUCUUAAUACAAAAUCUGACAUUAUUGUCUGUUUGAAUGCUAAAAACAUUAUGACAGACCGCCUUAAAAAACGUGAUUUUACAUUUUUCUAUGAGUGAUAAAGCACUGAAUAUUGACAACAUAUGAACGUCACACCCCCCCUCCCCAUCCAAAUAUUUAACAUUUCGAGAAAAAAAUGUGUCUGGGGGCCGGUAUAUCUAUUUAAGGCGAUCUAUCAUAACGUUUUUAGCAUUCAAUCAGACAUUAUUGUGAGGUUUUGUAUUAGCGUUCCUAAAAAUCAGAUUUCGUGUCCUGAUAAGGCCCCUUCCGUGGCAGAUCAGAGAAACCCACACCUCUACAGCGCAUUCCAUCGCACACACUAAAAAUCAGAUAAAACGGCUCCCAGACACAUUUUAUUCUCAAAAUUUGGGCCCCCUAAGUCAAAAUAAUUGCCCAGGCCUGGACUAUGGUCAGAAUUAGUUACUAUGGUAAUGUAAUUAGUUACUAUGGUAAUCUACGUCACAGCAGCUCAGAAGAGGCAGCCAGCAGUGUGUGCGGGGAGCGUUUCCACAGAGUGUCAGCCUGAAAUGUGGGUGUCAGCGACAGAUUAUUUUUACAACAAAGUUCUUAAGUUUAGUGAUGUAUCAGAUAUAACAGAUUGUAGUUUUUUUUUUUGUUGUUUUGUUUUUAGCCUUUGUGUUCAUAUGUCACUGUGUUUAUUGCAUUUCGCUUGAUGGUAAAAUAUGAGGAUGGAGAGUGGGUGUGACCUUCAUAUUUUGUCAAUAUACAGUGUUUUAUCCUUCAUAGAAAAAUUUUAAAUUCCAUUCUGUUUUUUAAGGCGGUCAGUCAGGUUCAAACACUGAACCAUCUAUUAAACAAGACAAAAAGCAAGGAAUCAAACAGAGACAAGAUUCAAUUUAGCUCAUGAGGAGAGCAUGUGGACCUGCACCCUCGUACAGUGUCACCCCACGCCCUGAGAAAAAAGUUCCAUGCCUCCCCAUUUAUUUGGACAUUCCCUGAUUACAUAUGCAGACGCUUCUAAGAGGACGGGUCUCAUUACGCAGCAGCUGCAUUGAGUCAUAAGCCGUUAAAACAAAAGGUGCUUGGAGGUGUGUCGGGUUUGCCCCCCUUUCUGCAUGUAGAUUUCGGGUUCUGACAAGGCCCUUCCCGUGGCUGUCCAGAUCUGAGAAACCGAUACUUUUACGGCGCAUUCCAUCGCACACACUAAAAAUCAGAUAAACCGGCCCCAGACAUAUUUUUUACUCUAAAUUUGGACCCCCUCCCCCAACUCAAAAUAAUUGCCCAGGCCUGUUUUAAAUUGAUACAUGUGUGAAUAGCACAUGUACUGUAAUGACGAAAUGAACAAGUCGCUUGAAACUCACAUUAUUUUUUAAGCUGCCAUUUCCUUGAAUUGUUAUUAUAGCAUGAACAUUUUUUUUAUUUUAUUUGACACAUUCCUCAUCAGAGUGGGAGAAAAGACUGCAUUCACGCGUGUCAUUGAACACAUCACGGCUUUUCUAAUAUCUGGGUUUUAGAUCCUCCGGGCUACGCACAAUGUACAGAUCUGGAUGGCUCAAAUUGUGUUUUUUUUUUUGUUUUUGUCGGUUGCGAGCUUCCUUUUUUGUUCCAGAUUUCAGAUGCAAUCAGAGGUGUAAGUAGCAAGCUCUGUGUGCUCUCACAAUUGGAGACUCUUCAUGGGAUUUAAAAAGUGUGGUUGAUAUAAAAAAAAAAAACUCUGUUAUUCCUGUGCCUUAGGCCAAUGGAAACAUUUGAAGUAAAAUGGCCUAUCUGGAGAGUGGAGGGAUCCACCAUGACUUCCCCCCCCCCCCCCCCCCCCGCCCCCAUGUAGACCCCUUGUCCUGUUUUCCUUGCCAUACACAAUCAAAUCCUUCAUUGAACCCACAACCCCGCGGAGAGGUUGUACCAACUGCUGUUCAAGACUACUUUUCUAGGUCAACUUAUUCAAGCUUUAUUACGAAGACUAAAACUAUGUGUAUUCUUGACUUUGUGUUAUGUCCUGUGUAGAAAGUGAGAAAUCAUACAUUUCGUUGAAAUGUAGGCAUAACUAUUUAUUAAUUGUUAUCUUGGGGAAAAAUACUGUAAUAAAUGUUUUUUUUUUCCACAUGUA
This is a messenger RNA of Nerophis ophidion (straightnose pipefish), 6740 nucleotides long. RefSeq names its product adiponectin receptor 1a (gene adipor1a). Gene Ontology annotation, biological process: adiponectin-activated signaling pathway. Gene Ontology annotation, molecular function: signaling receptor activity. The record is from RefSeq and is a predicted model, not a curated record. Bases 205 to 1335 code for a protein of 376 amino acids. The transcript is spliced from 9 exons. Gene Ontology annotation, cellular component: plasma membrane. NCBI's taxonomy places the organism in Eukaryota, Metazoa, Chordata, Actinopteri, Syngnathiformes, Syngnathidae.